AUGCCAAGAUUGACUUCUCGUCAUGGUACAAGUCCCUUCAUAUGGUGUGCAGCCAUCAUUUGUGCUAUUAUCUCUAUCGUCGUGAUCUUUGGUGGCAUUGUAGUCUUCGUCGGUUACAUGGUUAUUCACCCUCGAGUUCCAAUCAUUAGUGUCGAUGGUGCUCACCUCGACCUCUUAAAGUAUGAUAUAGUUGGAGUCAUGCAAACGCAGUUAACAAUUGUGAUACGAGCGGAGAAUGAUAACGCCAAGGCUCACGCUUUGUUUGAUAAAACCGAGUUUAAACUAAUUUACGAAGGUAAAACAAUUGCGUAUUUAAGACAAGACGAGUUUGAAGUUGACAAAGAGAGAUCUGUAUUAUCUAAUUACUUGGUUCAGUCAUAUCCAAUACCACUGAAUCCAACAAUGAUGGAAGCCAUAGACUUUGCGGUUAAACAAGAUGUGAUUACGUUCCAGCUUAAAGGUGGGUCAAAGGCUCGAUGGCGAGUCGGACCAUUAGGAUCGGUUAGGUUCGAGUGUAACCUUAGCUGUGAGCUUAGGUUUAGACCGUCUGAUCAUAGUUAUAUUUCAUCUCCUUGUACUUCUGCUCAUAAGAAUUAG
Messenger RNA from Microthlaspi erraticum, 597 nucleotides. NCBI's taxonomy places the organism in Eukaryota, Viridiplantae, Streptophyta, Magnoliopsida, Brassicales, Brassicaceae. The record is from the annotation of a GenBank genome assembly.